Molecule: messenger RNA, 3390 nt
Organism: Artibeus jamaicensis (Jamaican fruit-eating bat)
Lineage: Eukaryota; Metazoa; Chordata; Mammalia; Chiroptera; Phyllostomidae
Gene: SLC40A1
Product: solute carrier family 40 member 1
Exons: 8
Coding region: 325-2055 (576 amino acids)
Biological process (GO): iron ion transmembrane transport
Cellular component (GO): basolateral plasma membrane
Molecular function (GO): peptide hormone binding; iron ion transmembrane transporter activity
Source: RefSeq, a predicted model, not a curated record
GCCCUCGGCGGCGGUGGUGGCGGUGGCGCACAGGGGCACCGACAGGUCUCCCGGGGCCUGUGGAGUCUCUCUCACCUGCUACCAUAAGGCUUUGCCUUUCCAACUUCAGCUACAGUGAUAGCUAAGUUUGGAAAGAAGACCAAAAGGAUAUCCCCGGGCCGUUUUUCUUUUGUUCAUUUGCCGCAGUUGUCGUUGGGGUCUUUUUUGCACGAGGCUGUUGUGUUUUUAGUGGUGCUUUUUUCAGUUCCUUGCACUCCUGCUAACAAAGCACCUCAUCCAGAGCAGCAGUAGCAGCCGAGGAGCCAGCGGGGAGCACCUGGUGUCAUGACCAAGGCGAGAGAGCAACACCGCCGGGGAGGAUGCUGCGGAUCCUUAACAAACUACCUGACCUCGGCAAAAUUCCUUCUCUACGUUGGACACUUUUUAUCUACUUGGGGAGAUCGGAUGUGGCACUUUGCCGUCUCUGUGUUUCUGGUGGAGCUCUAUGGGAACAGCCUCCUCUUGACUGCAGUCUACGGUCUGGUGGUGGCGGGGUCGGUUCUGGUCCUGGGAGCCAUCAUUGGUGACUGGGUGGAUAAGAACGCCAGACUUAAAGUGGCCCAGACUUCGCUGGUGAUACAGAAUGUGUCGGUCAUCCUGUGCGGAAUCAUCCUGAUGAUGGUUUUCUUGCAUAAAAAUGAGCUUCUGAUUAUGUACCAUGGAUGGGUUCUGACUUCCUGCUAUAUCUUGAUCAUCACUAUUGCAAACAUUGCCAAUUUGGCCAGUACUGCCACGGCAAUCACCAUCCAAAGGGACUGGAUUGUUGUUGUUGCCGGAGAAGACAGAAGCAAAUUAGCAGAUAUGAACGCUACAAUCAGGAGGAUCGACCAGUUAACCAACAUCUUGGCACCCAUGGCUGUUGGCCAGAUUAUGACAUUUGGCUCCCCAGUCAUUGGCUGUGGUUUCAUUUCCGGGUGGAAUUUGGUGUCCAUGUGUGUGGAGUACUUUCUGCUCUGGAAGGUUUACCAGAAAACCCCUGCUUUAGCUGUGAAAGCUACUCUUAAAGUAGAAGAAGCUGAGUUGAAACAGCUGAAUUUACACAAAGAAACUGAGCCAAAAUCCCAGGAGGCAACUCAUCUAAUGGGUGACAAAGACCCUAACAUCCGUGAGCUUGAACAUGAGCAAGAGCCAAGCUGUGCCUCCCAGAUGGCUGAGCCCUUCCGCACCUUCCGAGAUGGAUGGGUCUCCUAUUACAAUCAGCCGGUGUUUCUGGCGGGCAUGGGUCUUGCUUUUCUCUAUAUGACUGUCCUGGGCUUUGAUUGCAUCACUACAGGGUACGCCUACACUCAGGGGCUGAGUGGGUCCAUCCUCAGUUUUUUGAUGGGAGCAUCAGCCAUAACUGGAAUAAUGGGAACCGUGGCUUUUACUUGGCUACGGCGAAAAUGUGGCCUGGUUCGGACUGGUGUGAUCUCAGGAUUUGCACAAUUUUCCUGUUUGAUCUUGUGUGUCAUCUCUGUGUUCAUGCCUGGAAGCCCUUUAGACUUGUCUGUUUCUCCUUUUAAAGAUAUCCAGUCUAGGUUCAUUCAAGUAGAGCCACUACCCACAAAUAGACCUACAGAAAGUCCUGACGUCAUCUCAACAACUGAAAUGCACAUGUCAAAUAGGUCUGUUUCUGCUGAUGUUGCCCUAGGGAUGAGUUUUCACUCUGAGUCCAUAAUCUCUGUCAUUCUGCUGUUUGCAGGCGUCAUUGCUGCUAGAAUCGGUCUUUGGUCCUUUGAUUUAACUGUGACACAGUUGCUGCAAGAAAAUGUAAUUGAAUCUGAAAGAGGCAUUAUAAAUGGUGUACAGAACUCCAUGAACUAUCUUCUUGAUCUUCUGCAUUUCAUCAUGGUCAUCCUGGCUCCGAAUCCUGAAGCUUUCGGCUUGCUUGUGUUGAUUUCAGUCUCCUUUGUGGCAAUGGGCCACAUCAUGUAUUUCCGAUUUGCCCAGAAAACUCUGGGAAGCAAGCUUUUUGCCUGUGGUCCUGAAGAAAAAGAAGUUACAAAUGAAGAUCAAGCUAGUACAUGUGCUGUGUAAGACAGUUUAACUGUUUUUAUCCCUGUUACUAGAUCAUAUAGAGCAUGUGUGCUUAUUUUGUACUUCAGAAUUUCAGUAAAUGGCUAGGUGUCUCUCUCUCUGGUUUUACCACAACUGUAUCUUGAGGGCUAAAUGCUAUUUAGGAAACCUAUGUCAGCUGAAUGAACUGGGUAAUUUCCCUUAUAUUUAAGGAUGAAAAAAAUAGGAAAAGAAAAAAGUUUAAAUGUGGAAACUAAAAUGGCAACACUAAUUUUCCCUAUUUUUCAUGAGUAGAUAAAAUUUUAUAUAAAAAGAGAGUGGUCAGGCACAUGAAUUAAGUUAUUCUCUGGCAAAUAUUUAUCAUCUACACUAGAAUUCAGAUACGUCAGUUUUCCCCCAAACUCACUCUCGUUCAACUCUAGCUAAUUUAUUUUUCUUUGAUAUUUUAUUCUGUUAUGUUAUAAAAACAAAUUCUGCCCCAAGCAUGACGAUUAAGAUUUGAUAACCAGUGUUAUCCUUAUCGAUCCUACUGAUCUUAAGGAAUUUACAUAUAUGUGGGAAAACAAAAUAUUUCUCUAGAAUUCUCUAACAAGGUUAGGGUUUAACUUUAGAGAGCACCUUGUUUUUAUUAUCAGAUAAGGCAAAAUAUUGUAGUAUAUGCAGCACUUUGUAAACAUAGUCAUUUAUUCUCUAAGGCAGUCAUUUAUUCUCUAUCGGGUAAGUUGCAGGUAGAAGCAAAGCUGUCAGGUAGGUUUAUAACACAGUGAACGCAUAAUAACUUCAAAUAUGCCAAUAGUUUGGCCGUAGAAACCAGAAGCUAAAAGUUGCAUAGAAGGGCAAAGAUCUGAAUUUAACUCCCGUCCCUCUCAUUAAUGAUCUCUAUCCUGGAAUAUGAGGGAGUCAGCUUUCUGCUUGGCAGGUUAAAUGUAGAAAGCAAGCCCACACUUGGAAAGGUUUUAUUUUGCCAAUCACUUGAUUUAUUAGGAACAUGCUGGGGUAAAGCAUUUUUGCUUUUACUGUUUUGUAACCAGGAGUUAUUUUUACCUAGUUGUUGAGCAAAACUGUCCAUAAAUGUUUUCCUUUUCAAUGUCUCUGAAAAGAAUGUAAGGGGGAAAAAAGACUUUUGUAUAUAUUUUUAAAAACUGUUUUACAAGUCCUUUUGCAACAUGCCAGUACCAACAUGGUACUUUGCCUUAACCGUUCAUGCACUUUCAUGGAGACUGCAAUAUGUUCCUCUGAGCACUUUCUUAAGCCUUUGAUGUUUAAUCUUUUUCUUCCAUGGUAUGACAUGAUGAUUUGCCACAUUGUAAAAUCUUUGUGAAAUAUUUCUAUAUAAAUAUAUUUGUAAAAUCUUCA